GAGGGAGGGAGAGAGCGUUCAGCUGCGCCUGCGCCGAGGGCACCAGACCAGCUUCCGGCCUGGCCCAUUGCGGCUGCGCAGAAACCGCAGUUUGAUUGGUUCAAGCUUCCUCUUGCGUUUGUGUCACGGCGCCGCGCCGCCGUGGGGGCGGGAAGACGCGGCUGUAGCGGCGGCGGCGGCGGCAGGGGCGGCGGCGGCCGGGGCGGCAGGCUAGAACCGAGACUAGGCGUCUGGGCGGCUGCUUCACCAGCCUGGCCCCCUCGCUCCUCUCCUUCCCCUUCCUCCCUUCACCUCCGCGGUGGUCCGCAGGAGUCCGCGACACGUUACGGGGCGGCGGCAGGCUCCAGGUCACUUCAUCCUAGUCCAUCCUCCCAAGAAGGGACAGAAAGAAAGACAUCUUAGUAAGAAAGGCCUGGGUAUCCCAUGAAUGAGACAGCAGAAAACCGAUCGGGGUGCAGCCGGACACCAGAGCCAGACAUAAGGCUCAGAAAAGGACACCAGCUUGAUGGUACAAGAAGUGCUGAUGAUGGCAGCCACCAUGGAGAUUUGGAACCCAGUUUAGAGACACCUGUUCUUUCUUCCCAUCAUAAAAAAAGCUCUGAAGAACAUGAGUGCAAUGAUGGAGCUUCUCAAGAAGACGAGGGAUUUAUGGGCAUGUCUCCGCUCUUACAAGCCCAUCAUGCUAUGGAAAGAAUGGAGGAGUUUGUUUGUAAGGUAUGGGAAGGUCGAUGGCGUGUAAUCCCUCAUGAUGUACUUCCAGACUGGCUCAAGGAUAACGACUUUCUUUUACAUGGUCACCGGCCCCCUAUGCCUUCCUUCCGGGCCUGCUUUAAAAGCAUUUUUAGAAUACACACAGAGACAGGAAAUAUCUGGACACACCUCUUAGGUUGUGUAUUCUUUCUGUGCCUGGGGAUAUUUUAUAUGUUUCGCCCAAAUAUCUCCUUUGUUGCCCCCCUGCAAGAGAAGGUAGUCUUUGGGUUAUUCUUCUUGGGGGCCAUACUCUGCCUUUCUUUUUCAUGGCUCUUCCAUACAGUCUACUGCCAUUCAGAAGGGGUCUCCCGACUCUUCUCUAAACUGGAUUACUCUGGUAUUGCUCUUCUGAUUAUGGGAAGUUUUGUUCCUUGGCUUUAUUAUUCUUUCUACUGUAAUCCACAACCCUGCUUCAUCUAUUUGAUUGUCAUCUGUGUGCUGGGCAUUGCAGCUAUUAUAGUCUCGCAGUGGGACAUGUUUGCCACCCCUCAGUAUCGAGGAGUAAGAGCAGGAGUGUUUUUGGGCCUUGGCCUCAGUGGCAUCAUUCCCACCUUGCACUAUGUCAUCUCAGAGGGGUUUCUAAAGGCGGCCACCAUCGGGCAGAUUGGCUGGCUAAUGCUCAUGGCUGGUCUCUAUAUCACGGGUGCAGCCCUGUAUGCUGCCCGCAUCCCUGAGCGCUUCUUUCCUGGCAAGUGUGACAUCUGGUUUCAUUCUCAUCAACUGUUUCACAUCUUUGUGGUUGCUGGCGCUUUUGUUCACUUCCAUGGUGUCUCAAACCUCCAGGAGUUCCGCUUCAUGAUUGGUGGAGGCUGUAGUGAGGAGGAUGCACUGUAAUUCCCACCACCACCAGGGACUGACCCAGAGCUGGGCUGCUCCUGCAACCCUUCCUUCCUCACUGGCAGUCGAGCCAGAGACAGAGGAGCCCCUUGACUGAGAGACUCAGGGACUCCGUGUGGUACACAGCCAAGAAGAGAAAAACAAAAUAAAUAUUACCUCAAAGGAUGGAGUGCAUCAAUACAAAGGAAAGGAAAAGAUCCAAACCCUGACCAAUUCUUGGGACUUCCUGAUUGAGGGCUCUGCAAGAUCUUGGAAAACUGACUUCUGAUCCAUAAUCGUAUUUAUAUGUAGAAGAUGGGGAAACAGUUCAAUUGGUGGUUCAUUUUUUUUUCUUUUUUUCUCCUUAAGACAGUAAUACAACCAAUUUAGGUGAAGAUUUAUAUCCUCCUAAGGAUAUAAAUGCUUAUAAAUGCUUUUAGAUGUUCUUUUGGGAGAACAAAUAAAUUAAUGUAAAUAGGAUUUCUAACAGUUUAAAUAAGAUUUAUAUACAUGUUAAAACAUAGGGUGGGAGGUAGAAUUUUUGUAUAGAAUGAAACAUGCAAGUACCACACACUGUUUCAAUUUUGCACAAAGUGACUGUAGGAGGAACGGGUGAUAGUUCUAAAAUGUGUAAUGCCUUGGUGCACCAAGGUGCCUUCUAAAGGCUGAUGAGGUGUAACUUGGAUUGGGUGGGCUGAAGACUUUAGCUCUACCCAGUGAUUACAAAAACACUCUUAUGUUGAGAGCCUUUGGAAGCCCUGACAUGGAGGGAAGCAGCAUGUGUUUUCAGUGGGAGCAGCAUGUGAAUGGCUUGGCAGGUUGUUUUUAGGUAAAGGCUCUCAUUUGAGGAUGGCUUGUUUUCUUUGCUAACCAGUGAUGCCCCUGUCUAAGGAGCUGAGCCACCUACUUGUGAAAGUUAAUCGUGUUAGUAAAGGGGCAGUUAAGACCUGCCAGGGACUCUGGAAAUAUUGGCAUGGGGGGCUGAUCUGAUUACUUUGAGGUGUCCUGUUCCAUUUUGUGGUGAUUCUUCUCUGAUUGAAGCAAUGUGAGAGUUUUCCAUGUCCUUCUUGUGGAACUCUGAAAUGUCUUUGAAAUGUCACUCUAUUAAAAUCACUGCCCUAACUACCCUUGUUCCUCCUGGGAAUAAAAAUUGGUGUUUUCUGCGGUCAUAGUUUCUGGCUUGGCACCAGCAGCAAAAGAUAUGCCUCUUGAGCUGAACUAUUUAUGUAUAGUUGGAGAACACUUCCUGUGGCUUAGGAAAGAGAGGUUCACCUCUGACUGGCUGUCUUGGUAAUGCUAGAUGUCAUGGGCACACAAGUUCUCUUUGAACAAGAAAGCCAGCAGGACUCAUAAGUUAGAUUCAUAAUUGUUCAUGGAGUUGGCUGCAUUCUGAACCCCACUUGGAAGGGGUGGGGAUCAGUUUAAGGAAAAACUGUUAUUGCUGGGGAAUCAGGUAGAAUUUUUGAUAAAGCUGUAUCUUUGAAGAGCUACUAGAAAUUAAGAAAUACACUUGUGUCCCAAAAUUUCCUUUUUUUCAGGGAUAGUGAAGAACAGUAGUCUUGUGAAAGGAUACUGAUCUUAAGUGAUCUUGUUGAGAGGAUGCUGAUCUUGGCUCUUAGGUGAACCACCAGAAUAGCACUUAAGUCUUAGUUUCCUUACAGUCAUUGAGUGCUUUGGGUGAUUAAUUACAUCCAAGCGAUUGUUGGUGUUAGAACAAAAUAUUGAAACCCUAAGAAUAGCGUCUAUCAUCCUCACGUGAGUGUUUGGGAAUAUGGGGAGCAUCUCCUAUUCAUUCAAUGUAGAGUUUACUUGAUAAUAUUUCUCCUUUCUACUUCCAAUCUCCAGCAAAAGCUGGGUGGGACCAGGAAGAAACUUGUAGAACUUGGAAAGAAUUUAAGAGUAUUUUGCUUCUGGAUAAAGCCACUGCCCUGGGUGCUAGGUGUACCCAGAAAAAGGCUCUCUGGGUGAACUAAUGCAGUGCUUGACAGAAUAAAGGACAGUGUUAACUCUGAGGAACAGUAGUCCAGUAUAGUGGCCGUCUGGAAGGAAGCUCACAUAAUUCGUGGAAGCAACAGCACAUAUCAGAAGCUAGACUUGCUCUUCGGUCAUGCACUUUGGAAUACAGGAUCUAAAUCAGCCCUGUACCAGCGUCAACAGAAGUAGCAGUGUUGGGGUCCAGCCACCUUACACCCCAGAGGAGGAGCUGAACCUGGUUUAACAGCACAAACCCUUAGGUAAAUGAAAUUAGCAUCAACAAUGUCUAUUCAGUAAGAUAUCCCUCCUUAGGGGAUGUGCGUGCGUGCGAGCAAGCAGUGUGUGUGUGUGUGUGUGUGUGUGUGUGUGUGUGUGUGUGCGUGUGUGUGUGUGACCAACAAUAGCCUCAAUGCACACUUGGGAUCCAGUGCUUGCUGAGACUCACCAGGCUAGUGCCUGAAUGCCUUACUCUCAGCAGUCAGAGGCUUGCUUGCUCUGUGCAUAUUUUUCAUUUUUCUUUUUUGGCCCUAGGCUGGUUAGGACCUCUACAGCUUCAUUCUUUCACCAUUAAAUAGUGGCCUUUUUUUCAGUAUUUUUCUCCUUCCCUUUUAUAAAUUGCUAAAAAUCACAAAGCACAUUUUGGGGUUCCAAAAAGACAUCUGUAUGAUGGUUCCAUUCACCAUGGGAUUUUCCCUACUUGUUGUAUUCUCAACUUCUAAUAAAAGAACCAAAUGAUA
Messenger RNA from Erinaceus europaeus (western European hedgehog), 4277 nucleotides. RefSeq names its product adiponectin receptor 2 (gene ADIPOR2). Gene Ontology annotation, biological process: adiponectin-activated signaling pathway. Gene Ontology annotation, cellular component: plasma membrane. The record is from RefSeq and is a predicted model, not a curated record. Gene Ontology annotation, molecular function: signaling receptor activity. NCBI's taxonomy places the organism in Eukaryota, Metazoa, Chordata, Mammalia, Eulipotyphla, Erinaceidae. The coding region runs from base 424 to 1584 and encodes 386 amino acids. The transcript is spliced from 8 exons.